CAGAGAAUCAAGUGUGACGUCAUUCGCGUCAAGGAAUUCGUUGAAAUCCAUGACGUCAUACGACUCGACAUCUUCCUUCAACGAUUCUUUUGCGUCGUUUAGUUUGAACGGCUCUGUGACGUCACUAUCAAUGCGCGACUCUUCGCCAACGCUGUCUCUGUCUAUGACGUCAAACGACCUAAAGUCGGCGUUGGCGAAGGCGGAAAUGACGAAAUCUAAAAACAAACCGGAAGUAUCCAAAUCCAAAAACAAAAACGCAAUUCCCACGAAAAAGAAAUCAAACAUUUUCAAAUUUCCUUUUCGGAAGUCGAAGACGUCACAACCGUCGCAGUCGAAACGUCGCAGCUCGGCAGCGGACAUCAUGGACGGCGGGAGGAGUCGGGAGGUUCGAUCGCAAAGCCUCAACAUCAACCAGGAUCAAUUAUUGGAGGAAAUUAUGAGAGAUAACCAAACACUGAGGCUGGAGGUCCGCGGCAAAGAGGAAGAGGUUCGAAUGUUAAACGCUUCCAUCGACCAAUCCAACCAAACGUGGGAAGCCAAAGUGAUGAAGUUACAACGGGAUGUGGAGCAUGGAAAGAAGAGAUGCGAGGAACUUAUCAAACAAGUCAAUCAACAUCACAUUAAUACCAAGCAACCUGUGCGGGUACCAGUGGCUUCCGCGACGUCACCAGGAUCGCCGAAAUUAAGCACAGUGACGUCAUCAGAAGUGACGUCGGAGAUGACACCACCCAGGAAGCGACACGGGGUUAGAGAACCUCCAUCUAGAAGGGGAAUCGUCGCGACUUCGUUUCAAAAGACACCGGAAGUGAUGAAACGAUUACGUCACGCCCUCAUGUCCAGCAAGUGUUUGUCGCAACUUCCGGAGGAUGACGUCACCAAGUUGAUUGACGUUAUGAAAUUCAAGAAAAUCAACAAAGGAGAACGUUUGAUGCAGGAGGGGACAUUAGGUCAAGCUUUCUACGUCAUGAAUGACGGGGAGUGUCGGAUUUACAAGAAGUCUGAUGACGUCACACUUACGUCAUCAACGGGAAUUCCUGUCAACCUAUGGACUGUAUUUGGUGACGUAGACGUGUUCUACCAUUCACCGCGUGUGUGGUCGUGUAAAUGCGUGCGGCAAGGAUCGGUGUGGUUUGUUACGCGUGAAGAGUUUCGAGCGGUUGUAUCGCGGCAAGACCAACUGUCGCGCAAGAAAGAAACUUUCUGUUUCCUAAAAUCGAUCCCAGCGUUCCAGAAACUUGAACGAAGUCGACUUAAGCGGAUUGUCAAUUGUUCCAAGCUCGAGCAUUACGGACGAGGUGAUUACGUCAUACAACAAGGAUCCAUUGUUUCGUCUGUUUACGUCAUAAAGGAGGGAGAAGUUCAUGUGUCGAGAUUAAUCGACGGAACCGAAACAUUACAACACGUUUUACGAAAAGGACAAUGGUUUGGUGACGUCAUCACGGGAAAACGUCAUCCCAACAACGUCAUCGCAGCCAGCAAUGACACGGUCCAAUGUGUGCUCAUACCCAUUAUGGAGGUGGCUGACGUCGCAGAUCUCAUGAGGUCAUCAAAUGGUGACGUCACGGAUGUCGAUUCGACAUUAACGAAACGAUUUCUGGACCUUGACGCGAAGGAAAUUCUCCAGCUUUGA
Messenger RNA from Ciona intestinalis (vase tunicate), 1630 nucleotides. The record is from RefSeq and is a predicted model, not a curated record. NCBI's taxonomy places the organism in Eukaryota, Metazoa, Chordata, Ascidiacea, Phlebobranchia, Cionidae.